UUGGUGGGUGCCGAGAUACCCGCACGUAUUCGUAUAUUCUCUUGACAGUCCCUCUAAUACAAGAAUUGUUAAAUUUAUCACCUCCUUUCUUGACUUAGACGUGAACAUAGAGAAGGAAAAAUCAAAUCGGUGGACCAUGAAUAAUGAAACCGACAUAGAUGGAAAAGUCAAAGUGGCUGGGUUGGCACACUAAGAUGUCCGAAAAGUAGCCAAGGUGUGUGUAAAAUUACAACCUGUUUAAUACUUGAUUAGUACUACUAUUAACUUUUCAAGAAUGGAAUAACUUAAAUCUUUUUGAAGCGAGCAAGGGAUAUUGGGGUCUGGUCAAUCAGAUCAUCAUUUGAUUUCAAUUGUAGGCCUAGAAAUGACGAAGAGCGGAGAGCUGUGUUAUUAUGAUGGUCAAGGACAAAAGACAAGUACUAGUUUAGGGAAUGAGAUUGAAGAAAUAGAAGAACAUGGGAGUAAUGGUGGUUAUGUUCCGGCAAGUGAGUUGUUGGAGAUCAAUACAGGAUUAGCUAGCAUAAAAGAAGUUGAAGUUGAAGGUAGUUUAUAUUCCUUUGAUUUCCACAACAACAGGGAUCAUGCUGUUGUCUAUGUUGCUGUUGGACAUAGCAGUGGUAAUAGUAAUAAGAUUAGCAAGGACUCAAGCAUGGAUGCUGUUCUUUGGACUCUCAAUCAUGCUGUCCCGGAUUACUCUUCGACCAUUCUUUUCCUCAUUCAUAUCUAUCCAGAGACCAAGUACAUCCCUACUCCUUUGGGAUUGAUUCCAAUAGGUCAAGUGAGUGCAGAGAAAAAGGAGAACUACAUGGCUCAAGAAAGAGGCAAGAGACGCCAGUUCCUUCAAAAGUUUUUUGAUGCAUGCGCUGCUAGAAAGGUUAAAGUUGACACCAUACUUAUAGAGAGCGACAUGGAAGCAAAAGCCAUACUGGACCUUAUUCCAAUCUGCAACAUAACAAGGCUCAUCUUGGGCACCUCUAAAGCCAAUCUCAAGAAACUAAAGUCGAAAAAAGGUUGCGGAACAGCGGAUCAGAUAUUACUAAAUGCGCCUGAAUUCUGUGAGGUUAAGAUAAUAUGUGAAGGCAAGGAAAUGGUUGAGCUGCAGAUGUUUGAAUCUCCUCCUCCCGGCCAAGCCAAUACUGCUGACAGUCCAAAGCCAAUUCAGAGUCAUACCCAAGAUCAAAAUAGAGCCCAGAAUGAAUCAUUCGUAUGUGGAUGCUUUAAAGCCAGAGUCAUGCCUUAAAAUCUUCAGCAAUCUGCAUUAGCCUAUAUCAAUCCCAAAAUUCAAGGUUGGAUGUCAAUUUCAAGUAUUAACCCCAAACCUGCCCCAGGGUUUAUCAUAUCAUACAAAAUUCAUGAAUAUUGGCAACUAUCGUACAUCGAGAAACAAUGAAUAUACACACCAUUGCUGAUAUGUUCAAAAAGAUGUAAAGUUCUUUUCUUUGGCCUAAUUCAAUCAUCCUAGUGAGUAGCUUUUAGUA
This is a messenger RNA of Lycium ferocissimum, 1478 nucleotides long. RefSeq lists its product as uncharacterized. Lineage: Eukaryota; Viridiplantae; Streptophyta; Magnoliopsida; Solanales; Solanaceae. The record is from RefSeq and is a predicted model, not a curated record. The transcript is spliced from 4 exons. Bases 365 to 1240 code for a protein of 291 amino acids.